AUGGCAAAUACGGAAUUUGCACCUCAAGCAAAGGGUGAUAACGCCCAUCUACACCUGGGAACCCUUCGUGCCGACUUCAAAACCGUCGAUGGCAUCCCCAAUAUAGAAAAUCGCGCGGGGAAAGAGAGUGCUUUACUUCGGAAGAUCGACCUUCGCAUGAUGCCCCUAAUGAUGAUCAUAUAUGUGCUCAACUAUCUCGACAGAAACAACAUCGCCAUGGCGAGACUCGGCAACUUCGAGAGAGACAUUGGGCUGGUGGGGACACAGUACAAUACCAUUAUAUCAGUCUUUUUCGUUGGGUACAUCUUGACCCAGAUCCCCACCAACAUGAUCCUCAACAGAAUGCGACCUUCGAUCUUCUUACCUGGUGUCAUGUGCGCUUGGGCAGUUGUCAGUGCUGCUACUGGUGCUGUUAAAAACUACGCCGGCAUGGUGGCUUUACGGUUUAUCUUGGGGUUUGUUGAAGCCCCAUUUUUUCCGGGCGCUCUCUUUUUGUUCAGCGCUUGGUAUACGAAGAAAGAGUUGGCGGCACGUAUCUCUAUUCUUUAUGCCGCGGGCCAGAUGGCUGGAGCCUUUGGCGGGCUUCUCGGUAGUACCAUCAUGGGGGGCAUGGACGGAAAGGCUGGUCUCGCGGACUGGCGAUGGCUGUUCAUCAUCGAGGGUUGCGCCACAAUCCCUGUAGCCCUUGUCACCAUGUGGAUUAUCCCUGAUUACCCAGCCACUACCAAAUGGCUCUCGGAGGAGGAACGUCAGAUUGCUGUCCUACGGAUCGCAGAGGAAGCCAACGAAGAAGAUGAUCGCGCUGAGACACCUGCUCUCCUUGGUCUAAAAAUGGCUUUGACCGACCCAGCCUUAUAUAUGAUCUGGUUUAUGCAGCUGGGCCUCAACACCUCGGCAGCAUUUAUCAAUUUCUUCCCGACUAUAGUGGCAACACUUGGGUAUCCACAACGUGAAACUCUGCUUCUCUCAGCACCGCCCUACGUAUUUGCAGCUAUUCUCGGAAUAUGCAACUCCUGGCACAGUGAUCAAGUCCGCGAGCGAUGGGUCCAUGUUGUCUGGCCGCAGGUCUUCUGCAGCAUCGGAUUCGUCAUCUCAGCGGUCACCCUCAACACGGUUGCGCGCUACAUCGCGACCUUUAUGAUGAUGUCAGUGUACGGCUCAUUCGGGUGCAUUCUGUCCUGGGUCUCUACUACGCUUCCGAGGCCCUCCACCAAGCGUGCCAUUUCCUAUGCCGUGGUCAACGCGGGAUCUAACUUCGCCGCCAUAUACGCUUCCUACUUUUAUCCCUCCAGCCAAGGUCCCAGAUACUGGCAAGCGAAUGUAGCAAAUGUUGCGUUCUCAGCUAUUGCGUUGACGACUGUCUUCACGCCAAAGAGCGACUGCACAGCUGCAUCAGCAUAUGCGUCGACGACCUGGGCUGGUAAUCAAUGGGCAUAUCAACUCGACAGCGGCAUCAGCAAAGCAACCUGUUAUCCUUCUUCUUACAGCGCGUAUCAGUAUAAGUCCGGCCUAUGGUAUUCGCCCGGGGUAUGCCCUCUGUCUUACAACUACGUCGCGACCUCGAUCAUUCGACCCACAUCUGGACCGGCCACCACACUUGCGAUAUGCUGUCCACCGGGGGUCCAUAAUGCCCCGUUGACUGGGUGGUCUUGUUAUCAGGUCCUCACCAGCAGUGUCUCCGAUUUGAGCUUCUCCAACGAUCUGAAGACAACGCUUGCGGGCACCACUGCCUUUGCAAAUCCGAUUUCAGUCGCGUGGCAGCAAAGUGAUCUUUCACUUUUUUCGCCCGCGUCUGCUCCAAUCCUAGCUUUGCGAAGCCAAGGUAUCACGUUCCCACCCGAUAGCACAACGACCUCAAGCUCCCUGUCUGCAACCGGGACCACCUCAGUUACUUCCAGCUCGCCCUCAAGUACCGACACGGCAGCACCGAUACCAUCGUCCGGUUCCGGAAUUAGCACUGCUUCAGCAGCUGGUAUUGGUGUUGGCGCCACCGUUGGCGUCUUUGCAAUUGUUGGUGUCAUCUGGUGGUUUAGGAGACACUACCGUAUCGCCAAGCGGAGUGACCAUAGCGACCAACAGCAGUCACAAUCCACAAGCUUGGAACCUGCCAAAGACGCCGCCCACGAUACAAAUUUGGCUCAGUAUCAUGCCAGCUUAUACCAAGGGCACCUAGCUCUCGCAGAAGCGCCAGCUACCGAUGUUCCAUUGGAGGCAGAUUACAGUAACACAAGAGCAGAACUCUAUGGGGGUUGGCAGGGGUAUGAGGCGCCAGCUAGGAUCCAAAGCCCUACAUGA
Molecule: messenger RNA, 2295 nt
Organism: Neoarthrinium moseri
Lineage: Eukaryota; Fungi; Ascomycota; Sordariomycetes; Amphisphaeriales; Apiosporaceae
Exons: 7
Coding region: 1-2295 (764 amino acids)
Biological process (GO): transmembrane transport
Cellular component (GO): membrane
Molecular function (GO): transmembrane transporter activity
Source: RefSeq, a predicted model, not a curated record